This is a messenger RNA of Lagopus leucura (white-tailed ptarmigan), 820 nucleotides long. RefSeq names its product interleukin-6 receptor subunit alpha-like. The record is from RefSeq and is a predicted model, not a curated record. NCBI's taxonomy places the organism in Eukaryota, Metazoa, Chordata, Aves, Galliformes, Phasianidae. The annotation marks the transcript as partial. Gene Ontology annotation, molecular function: protein binding. The transcript has 3 exons.
GGGCACCGUCUGACUUUUCCCCCCCCCCUCCUUCCUCAUUACUCCCCAGCGCUGCCGCAGGACACGGUGCUGGGCCGCCCCGGAGCCAACGUGACGCUGCUGUGCCGGGAUCCGGAGCCGCCCAACGGCACCGUGCUGUGGUCCGGGAGGAGGAGGGAGUUGGGGGGGGGCAACGAGCUGCUGCUGGAGGGGCUGCGGCCGGAAGACGCCGGGCGGUACAGCUGCCACCAGGGGGGUCACACAUUGCGCACCGUGCGUCUGCUGGUGGAAGAGCCCCCCGAGCCCCCCCGCGUCUCCUGCUCCCGGCGCAGCCACGACAAAGAUGUGCUCUGUGAGUGGCGGCCGCGCGCAUCGCCGGCUCCGGGCACGCGGGCGGUGCUGUGGAUGAAGCGCAGAUUCACAGCGGAGAACGUGACGGAGCAGCGGUGCCGCUUCUACUCCACGGCACAGAAAUUUGUCUGUCGGGUGAAGGUUCCGCCUGGCACCGAAGGCACCAAAGCCCUCGUGGUGUCUGUCUGCGUCAGCAGCCGCGCGGGGAGCAGCGCUGGGGAGGACCGCAUCAUCACCCUCAAUGGCAUCCGUGAGCGCCCGUCCCUGAGACCCCCCCCCCAGACCCCAAACCUCGUGGUGCCCGCGUCCCCCAGCUCCUUCCCACGCUGAUCCCCUGCACUGCCCUGGUCCCCAAAGCUCCCCAGGUCCCCAUCCCUGAGCCCUUGUGUCCCCAGAAUCUUGUGCUGCCCACAUCCUCAACCCCUGGUGCUGAGCCCUGCACUAAAGCUCCCCACGUCCCCAUCCCUAAGCCCCCCAGACCCCAAACCUC